This is a messenger RNA of Trametes versicolor FP-101664 SS1, 1895 nucleotides long. RefSeq names its product acid protease. Gene Ontology annotation, biological process: proteolysis. NCBI's taxonomy places the organism in Eukaryota, Fungi, Basidiomycota, Agaricomycetes, Polyporales, Polyporaceae. Bases 65 to 1618 code for a protein of 517 amino acids. Gene Ontology annotation, molecular function: aspartic-type endopeptidase activity. The transcript is spliced from 5 exons. The record is from RefSeq and is a predicted model, not a curated record.
UCUCUGCCAGCUUUCUCUUCUCCUUCCCCUUCCUGGCUGGUCGGUCUGCUCCGUGCUUGCGCUCAUGAAGUUCCGGCUAUCCACUAGUCUUGUCUUCUACCUGUCAUUACUCCUCGAUGAGCUCCCCCGAACACAAGCCGUCCGCUUUCCUAUCCAUGGACGCAUAGCCGGCUUCAGCAGCUCGGAUGGGGGCGAUGUGCGACGCUUCAAUCGCCUUGGGGCGAGGGCCAGCAUCGAAGGUACCCCGGAUAUCACGAACAGUGGUAACACUAUGUACAAGACGAACAUCACGCUCAAUGGGAAGCAGUUCAACGUCCUCAUCGACACCGGGAGUUCCGACCUGACGGUCACUGGCGAUGUGCCGAAUGCCGCGGACACUGGCAAGACUGCUGGGGUCACAUACGCGUUGGGGGAUACCAAAGGUCCAGUCAAAACUGCUACGCUGAACUUUGAGGGCUUCACGGUGCAGAACCAAGCUUUCAUCCAACAGCCUGUCGACUCCUCUCACUCAGAGGGCGAUGGCAUCCUGGGGCUUGGGCCAAGCAGUGGGUCGGAGGUCCUCGCGCAAGUUGGCAAAAACACCGGCGACCCGGUACUAGACCGCAUCUUUCGCCAGAACCUGACCACGCCGAACUUCCUUACCAUCCUCUUGGGGCGCGCGGAUGACCCUACGGACACGUUCGUCGGGGACAUCACUGUGGGCGAGGUUGUAUCGCCGUUCGAAAACAUCACUAGCCAGCCACGCCUGCCCGUCACUGAGGUCUCUGCGCGCAGUGGGCAACGCUGGACGGCGUUCCUGGACGAGAACGGGAUCAUCGGGCCCGAUGGGCAGCAUAUCGUCACGCCGAAGAAGGCGAACGGCAACAGACUGAACGCGCUGUUCGACUCUGGAUUCACGUUCCCGCAGGUCUCAAAGCGUAUCGCGGAUGCGAUCUACUCUCGCGUACCGGGCGCUAAGUUCACGACUGUGUCGAAUGCGCCGGGGCAAAUGUGGACGCUGCCCUGCUCGACAGAGCUGAACGUCACGUACCUCUUCUCGAACGUCUCUUACCCCGUUCACCCACUCGACACGGUGACGAGCGCAUUCCGCGGUCCCGCGGACGCGAACGGCGACCCGACCUGUGUCGGCGCGUUCCAGCCGAUCUCGCUGAGCGACCAGGGCUUCGACAUCAUCCUCGGCAUGUCGUUCUUGCGGAACGCCUACAUGCUUAUCAACUUCGGUGACUACGUCGACGGGGCGGCGUCCAAGGUCGGCGACCCGUACAUCCAGCUGCUCCCGCUCACGGACCCCGCCGAGGCGCACCGCGACUUUGUGCAAGUGCGCAUGGGCGGCAUCGAUCGCUCCGCGGACCUAAAGCUGCGCCCGGCGCUCACGGAUACGAGCGACGACGACGAUGACAGCACCACCACCGACUCGGGCGACAACAUCAAGAAGUACCUGCCAUACAUCAUUGCGGGCAGUGUCGCGGGCGGGCUCAUUCUGCUCGGGCUCGUGCUGUACGCGUGCUUUGGUGGAUCCAAGAAGAGGUACCGUCCGCUGCACGACCCUGCGCCGGCGGGUCUCCCUGGUCAAGGGCCGCCGCCGUUCCAACAGUACCAGCCCUCGCGCCGGUACUAAGUGCCUCGCUGCUUCAUCUCGUGUCUGUCAUUGCUGUGGCUUUGAGAUCCUCGCACAUCUAGGUUUUGGUUGGGAAUAUCUCGGGCUUGCUCUCGCGCUCAUUGCUUCAUGCACGGACAGACAUUGGUAUUAUAUCCGAGGUCGUGUAGUCUACCCUCCCCUUUGAAUUGCUGCAUUUACAUAUCAACUACACUCGCAUAACUUAUCCCACGCACAUACUGUGCACACGCUACAUACUCACAAUGUUGGACAAUGGAACCACUGACCUUGACGCUGC